This is a messenger RNA of Penicillium taxi, 327 nucleotides long. RefSeq lists its product as uncharacterized. The coding region runs from base 1 to 327 and encodes 108 amino acids. The transcript has a single exon. The record is from RefSeq and is a predicted model, not a curated record. Lineage: Eukaryota; Fungi; Ascomycota; Eurotiomycetes; Eurotiales; Aspergillaceae.
AUGGCAGAUUCCCAACUAUAUGAGUCAGCUGACAAGGAUAACCUUGAGAUAAGAUGGAGUGCUGACCUGCUCUUCAUUCUCUUCAAACAGUCACGAUCAUUCAGCUCUACAUCUGCCUGGUGGGUGUCAUGGUCUCAAACAUUGAAGGCUAGAACGAGAGAGGAAGAAGUUCUGCUCACUCGACCCCUCCUUGCCCAUGAUGACGAUGAGGCGUGUGGCUAUGUUACACUGGAUCUCGCGAGCCUCGCUAGCCCCGACUUAAGUCGUGAUCUGACCACCGCCCGGGGACCAUCCCUGGCCCGGGCCUUGGCAUGCCCGCUAUACUGA